AUGAUAAGAGCACUCAGGCUACAGACUCCAGGUCUUCAUCGGCCUUUUCGCUCACCUUCUCCUUCGUUGUCUAAGGUCUUCACCCGAGACGCCAGCUUGUCGGCUAUUCAUCGCGGGCUUCGCCAGUCCGAACGAGCAGAGUAUGGCGAAGCUCGGGAGCGCGCUCCGGCCCGCCGCCCGCGAAAGCCAAGCGACCGCGUCGUGAACUCAUUUGGGCGUCCACGUACAUCCGGGCAAGAUGUGCGCGCGCGAUCCGAGAUCCAGUCUCUUACACAGAAGGCCUUGGAUGGGGCGGGCUCCAAAAGACAGCAGGCUAAGCUGCUGUCAAAGUUGAAGAAAAAGCAGGAUGAGGUCGAUGGCACAGGCAAGAAGACGCGCAGGAAAAGAUUCUACGAUGAGACGACAGAUUUUGGCAAGAACAGCUUGGUGUACCAGUUGAAGCAUGGGCACUUGCAAGGACUGAAGGAUGCCAUCGAGCCACCAGUCAAGCCUUUGGCAAGGGGGGCGCGAAUGACCAACGACGAUUUCAAGCAGCGAAUGGACAACACCUCUGACGAAGUCUCUGCUACUGGGAGUCGCAGGCGACCUAUGACACCGAGGCGAGAAGACAGGUCCGACCAGCGUGCGCGAGAAUCGUCUAGCUCCGGGAGAGGCCGCUUUGAUGCCGACGGAGACCGCUCAGGGCGAUCCCUCCAACGUCGUGAUGAUCGGCAUGCUCGAAAUGUUGACAAAACCGACGACAGAGACACCCGUCCCACCCGACACGAGCCUGAAGAUGGCGUAUUUCGACCUGCGCCCCGCGAACGGCGACACAACAUGAUGCCACUCCAAGUAAAAUACACGACCGCCGCCUCACAAUUUCUCUACGGAACGUCAGUCGUCAAAUCAGCCCUCGACCAAGGUCAGCGUAAACUGUAUAAUCUCUAUAUCUAUGGCGGAGAGAACCGUCGCCAGACGUGGGAGACUGUCAGGAUCAAGAAUUUCGCCAGGCAGAAGAAUGUGCCCAUCACCAUAGUUCCCGCCGAGGACCAGCGAUUGAUGGACAAAAUGAGCCAGGGAAGACCACACAACGGCUUCGUACUGGAGACCAGCCCUUUGCCCACGAGGAAGGUGGCAUCCCUUGGGGCUCUCGAGGAGAGACCUGACAAGCUAGGCUUCCAUGUCGAACUCGGAUAUCAGAGUAAAGAGGAGGACAAGGUGAAUGGUACGGACACAUUCGUCCCAAGGAGGAGUGCAGUCACGGCCCGCCCUCUUGUGCUCUUCCUCAACGAGGUCGUCGACCCAGGCAACCUAGGCGCCAUCAUCCGCACAGCGAGCUACCUCGGGGUGGAUGCCGUCGGCAUCUCUUCUACUGGAUCUUCGGAUCUCACCCCCGUUGUGCAAAAGUCGGGCGCAGGGGCCAUUGAAGAGAUGACAAUCUUCAAAGUCGACAAUGCCGAAUCGUUCCUCCGCGACUCGAGCAACGCGGGUUGGAUGACGUUUGCCGCAGUACCACCCAUCGAUAACAGACUCGCUCGCCAGCAUCGCGAAAGGAUCAUCACGACUGACAACGUCGAGCGCAGCAGCCCCGUCUCACGACAUCCAUGCGUAAUCGUGCUGGGCAACGAAGGCAUCGGCCUGCCGAAGCCUGUCAAGGCUGCAUGCACGCACUGGGUAUCCAUUCCGAAAUUUAUGCAGGAAACGUGCGUGGACAGUUUGAACGUCAGUGUCGCAGCUGGUCUUCUUGUACACUCUUUUGUGAAGAAGCCCCUGACCUCGGACGUUGCUCAGGAGGAGGCUGCAGAGCACGGAAAUGAAGCUGGGGACGAGGUUGCUGAGCCUCAGGGGGAGAAGAUGUUUUAA
Messenger RNA from Emericellopsis cladophorae, 1842 nucleotides. RefSeq names its product rna methyltransferase. The transcript has a single exon. Gene Ontology annotation, biological process: rRNA methylation. The record is from RefSeq and is a predicted model, not a curated record. Gene Ontology annotation, cellular component: mitochondrion. NCBI's taxonomy places the organism in Eukaryota, Fungi, Ascomycota, Sordariomycetes, Hypocreales, Bionectriaceae. Bases 1 to 1842 code for a protein of 613 amino acids. Gene Ontology annotation, molecular function: RNA binding; RNA methyltransferase activity.